Molecule: messenger RNA, 1611 nt
Organism: Sodiomyces alkalinus F11
Lineage: Eukaryota; Fungi; Ascomycota; Sordariomycetes; Glomerellales; Plectosphaerellaceae
Product: membrane transporter
Exons: 3
Coding region: 1-1611 (536 amino acids)
Biological process (GO): transmembrane transport
Molecular function (GO): transmembrane transporter activity
Source: RefSeq, a predicted model, not a curated record
AUGGCGAGCCAAUUGGAACAGGAUUCCCCGACGAAGGGUGAGGUCAAGCCUGCCUCGCCGACCUUCGACACCAUCGGUAAAUCCGACGAUAUUGUCCGAGAUGCCAACAUCGAUUUCGAUUCGAGUUCCGAUGACGAAGGUGUCUAUCCAAAGGGUACACUUGACCCUGUAUAUGAGGCCAAGGCCCGCGUUCUCAACCGCGCUAUCCAAGAGAUCGGCAUGGGUCGCUACCAAUGGCAGUUGUUUUUCGUCAUCGGCUUCGGCUGGGCCGCCGACAACCUUUGGCCCAUCGUUACCUCACUCAUUCUCACACCCGUCGCCAACGAGUUCAACCCGAGUCGCCCGCCGCUAUUGACGCUAGCACAGAAUAUUGGCCUGCUUGCCGGCGCCGCCUUUUGGGGGUUUGGCUGUGAUUUCUGGGGUCGUCGGUGGGCAUUUAACAUCACCCUCGGCCUGACCGCCACCUGGGGCCUGGUUGCUGGAGGUGCCAACAACUUUGCCGCCAUUGCGUCCUUCGCUGCCUUGUGGUCUUUUGGUGUUGGCGGCAACCUCCCGGUGGAUGCUGCCAUCUUCUUGGAGGCCCUUCCCUCUACCCACCAAUGGCUGCUUACCGCACUCUCCGUAAAGUGGUCGCUUGCGCAGUUGCUCGCCACUCUCAUUGCAUGGCCCCUCCUCGGAAACCUCACCUGCGAACAGGGCGAGAAUUGCACCAGGGGUGCCAAUAUGGGAUGGAGGUACUUCACUAUCACCAUGGGCGGCAUCACAAUGCUCAUGUUCUUGAUCCGCUUCCUGGCUUUCAAGAUCUACGAGUCGCCCAAGUUCCUCAUGGGCAAGGGCCGCGACGAGGACGCCGUCCGUGUCGUCUACGAAAUCGCCAAGCGGAACAACAGGGACACCGACCUAACUCUCGACCACCUCAAGGCCUGCGAGCCGGAAGGGUACGUCGCUCGGACCGACGUCGCGACGGCCGCCAAGAGAUAUGUCGAGAAGCUCAGCUUCAGCCACAUUCGCCAACUCUUCGCGACUCGUCGCCUUGGCAUUAGCACUGGCCUCAUCAUGGCCAUCUGGGCUCUCAUCGGCCUCGGCUAUCCGCUCUACAACGCCUACAUCCCUUACAUUAUGGCCACUCGCGGCGACGUCUACGGAGACGGCAGCACGUACAUUACCUAUCGCAACAGUUUGAUCAUCGCCGCCGUUGGCGUGCCUGGAGCCCUGCUGGGUGCUUGGUUGGUCGAGCGGCGCUUGGUCGGUCGUAAGGGCACCCUCGCUCUGUCGACUGUGGCCACCGGCGUCUUCCUCUAUGGCUCCACCACCUCGAGGACCUCCAAUGCUCUGUUGGGCUUCAACUGUGCCUUCAGCUUUACGAGCAACAUCAUGUACGCCGUGCUCUACGGUUUCACCCCCGAGUUGUUCCCCACUCCUCAGCGAGGCACGGGCAAUGCUCUCACAGCCACCUCCAACCGCGUGUUUGGUAUUAUGGCGCCUAUUAUUGCCAUGUUCGGGGACCUCCAAACGGCUGCCCCUGUCUACACGAGCGGCGCCUUGUUCAUCGCCGCAGGUAUAAUUGCUCUGUUGCUUCCAUACGAGUCACGGGGCAAGGCGGCGCUGUGA